GCUCUAUAACUGAAGCAACUCCACCCGACGAGGCCUAGGCCAGACCGCGGGUUGCCACGGGAGACGCAGAUGGCAACUGGCUGGGCCUGGGAGCGCGGCCGGGGCCGCUCUCCUCGCGCAUGCGCAAAAGGGCAGUUGGGCCUCCCUCGGUUGCCAAGGUGACCGCUUGGGCUUCCUACCCCACGCAGAGCCGGGUUCCUCUCCGCACAUUCCCGAUGGCUCCAAAGCGCCCCAAAAGCGGGGCCGCUGCAGGCGCGACCCCCGCAACACCAGGGCCGGGCUCCAAGAACUGGGAAUCUGGGCUGGUGACUGCCCGCUUGGAGGAGGAAAACUGGAUUCCCAGUAUUGCCAUGGUUGUUGGGAGUCAACCUGAGGAUGAACUUCACACAAAGGCUCUGUCUCUUGCUGUGCAGGUGCCAAUGCGGAAGCUCUUCAGUGUGGUAUCUUGGGAAGGAAUAUUAGCACAGAUCAUGGAAGCUGGAAAUGGAAAGGCAAAGAAGGUCAAAGAUUCAACACCACCUCUGUAUUAUGAAGUAAUAGAGGCAGCAAAAGGUGUUAUGGAUACUGGGGAACCACUUCCUGUGACUCUGAUUGGGAAGUUAAUUAAAUAUCAGAUGCUUUGCCUCAAACAGAAAGAUUUACAAAGAAGGGCUGCUGAAAAGAAGGGAGUCGAGGAUCAGGAUGAAAAGAAAGAGGAGAAGGGGAAAGGGAAAGGGAAAGGUGCUGGCAAAAAGGAAAAGCCUGCUACAGCCAAGGCUGGCGGAAAAGGAGCGAAAGGAAAGAAGGCGACAUCUGAUCCAGCACAAGUAUCAACAACCGUCGUUAAAAAAGACACCAAGCUGAAGCGACGUGGAGAAGACGAUGAUCUUGAUAAAUACAUUGAUGAUGAACCAGACGACGGUGCUCAGUUUUAUUUCAUAAUUUCUGGUUUUCAUUACCCCCAACUUUUGCCUAUCCUAUCUGAGCUUGGGAUCAAUGUCGGAAGCAUCAUUAAGAUUUCUUCUGACAAUUAUGAGCCACUUCAGUCCUUCCUGGAAGCAACUAAACCACAGGAAGAGCCACUUCUUACACCAGAAGUUGUAGAAGCUGAAAAGAAGAAGAAGGAAAAAGUUGCUAAGGACCUGCACAUUUUCUGGAAAUACUUGGAACCAAUUCUGAACAAUGGGAAACCAGGAUCAAAUCUUUUCCAGAUUGCUAGACUCCAUCACCUGGUUCGGGAGUCAAUUUUUCCUGCUGAUUGGACUAACAGUGAUAUGGUGCUUGCGUUUGGAACUGAGCUCUUUGAAAGCAUUGCAUGUUUAAUGUAUGACUGCCUGGAUUGGAGAAGACAGCAUCAGCACUUCUUGAAAUCCACCAGAUUUAUUAAUGUCCCUGUAGUAGAAAAGAAGAGCAAACCAUUGCCUGGUGCAGCUGAGGGACAGCCCACUGCUCCAAUUAUUCCUUUAAAAAGAAAACAGGUUGCAGAAGAGCCUAUUGCACCACUUCUAACAACAGAUGUGGACAUGAGGUAUUACAAUGAUCUUCUAAGCCAGAUUCCUGAUGAGCUUGUUUCUGUUUCUUUGAUACUGAAUUGCAUGCUGGAACAGGUUGUUGCAUCAGAACAGAAUCUUACACCACCAAGUCUGGUAGUUCCAGAGCCACGUGAAGAUGGGCUGGAUCACACCAUUGCAAGUCACAUUGUUUCAAUUCUACCUUCUCUUGCUCUUCACGAGAGUGAAAAAAGGAAUCUGUACAACUCGUUUUAUCCUGAAAAUGAAGAAGAAAUGAUGGCUCUCAAGUGGCCUCUUAUUCUAAACUAUCACGACACGCUGUCUCAGAAGUUGCACUUCGCAAAGGAACACAAUGGCUUAGACCCAAUAAAAAUUGAACAUGAAAUGAUGGAAAAACUACCUAUGAGAGAUCUUCUUAAAUUCCCUCUUCCACCACCUGGAAACAAUACUAAACGCCUCGCCAGGAUUCAUGAGCUCAUGCACUAUUGUACCGGUGAACAACUGAACUGGGCUGAAGUAGAACGCGCUUUUAAAGUGUUUACUUUUGAAAGCCUAAGGCUGACAGGUGUAGAUAACUCUGGACAAUUAGAAGGCUCUGGCAAGAUGCUUGGAGGGGAUUAUGAAGUGUCUUACAUCCCAUGGGAUAAUCCUGCUAGAUUUGCGAGACAAAUAAGAGAACGAUUAACUGGCAAAAACAUAUCAGAAGAAAUGAAGUUGAAUGGAUCAGGGCUUGGCCUUGAUAAGAGAUUUUGUAGUCAGCAGCAUUUCCCUUUUUCAUUGGAGGACAGCAAUGUGAGUCAAACGGGACAUUCAGAGUGGUCUACUGAUGGUUGCACAAGUGAUCGGACUGAUUCCUUAGAAAAUAAGAUAAUUCUGGAGACAGAAUUAACAUCCAUACAGAAGACGCAACAGCGGUGUCUGAAAGACUGGAGUUUUGCUGAACAUUUUCAACCACAUCUCCUCUUCCAGGUUCUUCAGAAUGCAGCCCAGUACUACAGGUGCAUUGAUUCUUAUUAUCACACUCAAGAUAACUCUUUGCUGAUAGUCCUUCAUAACCCCAUGAACCAGCGCCGUAUGUGUAAGGAGUCCUGGAACGUUGCACUGCACUCUGAUGUUGGGUUCAGAAAUUACCUGGAAUUGGUGGCCAGAUCCAUUGAUGAAUGGAUACUAAGAGAAGAAAUUAAAUACCAGGAAGAAAAAAUGGCUAAAGAAUUGGAAGCACUUCGGUUAGCUAAAGAGAUGGCAGAAAAACCACCUGUUGAAGUCAAGUCCCCACCUUCUCCUAAAAAAGGUGCUGCUGCUAAAAAAUCAAAAAGUGCCAAAAGCAAAGUGGAAGUUACUCCAGAACCUUCUCCGGUUGAGAAAGAAAAAAAUAUUUUUGUCAGAGAUGACUCUCUCAAGGCUUGGAAGGAAGAACAGGAGCGGCUACUAGAGGAAGAACGGUUGAAAGAAUUAAAAAAAGCAGAGAAAAAGGAAAAAACCGGUGGUAAAAAAAAGGGUCAGAGUAAGGAGACAGCACCAUCUGAUGAAGGAAAGGGAUCCAAGAAGAAAUCUUCUAAGGAAAAAUCAAAAUCACCAGAGUCUACCAAAUCACCAGAAAUUGAAGAUCCAGCUAAGCUGCACAAGCAAAGUAAACAGAAUCUCCUUCCUCCACCCCCAGAGAAAGAAUAUGAGUUUCUUGGAUACAAUAUGGGUGAGAAUCCCAUUCAGGUUGCUGGGACAAUUCGAUAUCUCUUCCCUACUGAUGGAGGGCAAAUUCAGGCAGAAAAGAUUACAUUUGAAAAAGGGGCAACUUUGGUCAAAGUGAAGGUGAUAACAGACAACCACUGUUUCUUCAUUCAUAUCACAGAUCCCCAACACAUCCCAGAAGAAAUUAAAACCAAACAAGAGAGUAGUAGCUCCCUAGAAGAGCAACAGACUAUGCCAGAAAAGCCAAAACAUCAACAGAAAGCUGUGAGCAAAUUUGGAUCAUUUUCUGCAACUUUAGAGAAUGGAAUUAAUCUUUCCUUUAGUUACUAUGGAGCUACAGGCAAAUCAGCAGAUGAGAAGGAUCCUGAUUUAGCAACAAUUUUGACCAUCCCUUCCAUAAAUGUGCCUGCUUCCACUCUUGUUCCCUCGGCUGUUUCUGCUACUGGUUCUGCUGCAGGAAAGACAAAGCCUGGUAAAGAAAAAUCAGCCAAAUCUUUACCAUCUGCCAAAAUGAGCUCUCGUCUUGCAGUGACUAUAUCACCAGAAGAACAUUCAAAGCAAGAAGAGAAGAAGGUGCAUGAAGAGAAGAAGGUAGAAACAGAUGAGCCAGUCCAAACACAAGCUGUUCCAGAUGCCCAUGCUUUCAAUUCUCUGAAUGUGUCUUGUCCCAAUGGAUUAGUGCUGACUUUCUAUGGUCAAAAAUACACAGGUGGAGAAAAGGGAGACAAGAGCAAGAAUUAUAAUGAAGAAUCCAAAGCAAACGAGACUAAGCUGGAUGAGUUCAAGGUGAAUGAAACGAAGGCACAAGAGGUCAGUGUGGAACCAGCCAAAACUGAUGAAGCCAUGGCAAGCAAGGCCAAAGCAAAUGAGGUCAAGGCAGAUGAAGCCAAAGCCAAUGAUGAACCUAUAGUAGAUAGUCCAAGAACAAAUGAGGCUAAUGAAGUCAAGGCUGAGGUUGAAACAGGAGAGGACAAUGCGGCCCAAGCCCAAGAGUUGGCUUUUGAAAUUCUUAUCAGGCAGAGCUAUCCACAAAGAGUGAAGCAUUCACAGCUACUAAAAACAGUGAAGAAACCAGUAGAACAAGAAGUGUCUAGAAUUAUUACCAGACAAGGAACUGUUGUGAAGUACAUGCUGGAUGGAUCUACCCAGAUUCUGUUUGCUGAUGGCACCGUGAUCAGGAGUCCGGAUUCUGGCCCUGUGAUACCACCUCCACCUCCACCUCCACUUAGUACACCACGUACAGAGAUCACACCAUCUCCUGAACAAAGCACCAAGAAAAGUAGGAAAAGUAACAAAGGUGCUGUUGCAUCAGCAAAGGCGGAGACAGUUGAAACAGUUGCUCAGGAUCACUUGUCUGAAGCAGAACAAUCCCCAGAUGCCUUAGCAGGCACUUGGAUUACCACUACCCCAUUAGGCAUUCAAAUAGGCACCAAGGGAUCCGAAAGACUGGAUCUAAAGCCAUUUUUAUUCUAUCAGGCCACUGAUCCAGUUAAUGGAACGAUAAUGAUAAUGAGGGAAGAUCGAGUUGUGGUGGUAGAGAAAACAGAUGGUUCCAGAAUAGUAGACCAUGCUGAUGGCACCAGAAUAACCACUUUCUACCAAGAUUGUGUGGAAACUGUGGUGUCCAAUGACAAUGAAGAAACAGAUAGUAACUACCAAGACAUCAUAAUGAAAGUGAAGUGUGUGCGUGUAGAGAAUCCAGACUUUGCAACUGUCAUAACAAAUUGUGAGGACAGCACCUGUUGUACCAUCUUUGCUGAUGGAACUUCGAUUAUAUCGAAGCCACAAGGAACAUAUCAAGUGUUGCCCAUGAACAAAGGCUACCUUUUCAUUGAUGAAGAUUGUUCUGCAGUUUAUUCCCCAGAAGCUUUCGAAAAAAAUGGAUGUGAUUUUAUGUCCAAUGAUGAGAAUCAGCAUGCAGGGAAGUACAUUAUGAAACAUAACUCCAGCGUUGUCUGUGAGAUGAUGGACUAUGAAGGAAACGUUUUCAAGGUCAUGGCUGAUGGCAGCACAUCUGAAUUCAUUGCUAGACUUGAAUCUGAUGGGAAGCAAUGGGAACCCACAGAAAUGCAGACACCAUCCAUAUAUGGAGAGCAUGCGCCUCGAUUCUUCAUUGUCUAUGCGGAUGGCUCAGGGACUGAACUUCUCCGUACCAGAGACACAGAAGAAUACCUGACUACAGUAUAUGGUGAUCCAGUUACAGCAGUUCUGCAAGAGCCAAUACACGAAUGCCCAGGAGUCCUAAGCAUUACUGUCCUCCGUCCUUUGACUGAAGCAGCUCAAUGGGUGAUGAAGAGAGACUCUGCUACUAUCGUACCUUACAAUCUCCAGUCAAGGGCAUGGGAAAAUUUUCCUGCAGUUGAGAGGAAGACUCCAGGACCCCCAUUUGGAAUGAAUGCUUGGAAAGGGCUGAAAAUAGAAUUCAAGGAGUUAGCAAGUGCUCCUGCACCUAUACAGAAAUCUCCAAAUGUUCUUCAAGUUCGUCGAUUGAUCCAGUAUGAGCCAGUCACUGAUGAGCUGAGACACAAAUUGCAGCUUUCUGUCAAGGAGUACAUUGACAAAAUAAUCAAGCAAGAAGAUGAGAUGCAAGAGAUGACUAUUAAAGAUCCAAGAACAGAAGAGGAGAGGGAAAAUGCUGCAGACCUUCUCAAGCUAGUUAUGUCUUUUCCCAGUCUUGAAGAAUCUUCAGAUGAUCUCCAUACUAGAGCUCAGAUUGCUGAAAUCUAUGAGCAGGCAGUGACUUCACAAUUCCACAGCUCAUCAGGGGAGAUGCUUGCAAAGAAAACAGAAGAAUAUUGGCAGAAGUUCCACCAGAAAGGAGAAGCAAAGGUGUCUCUCUGGCAGAUCAAGUUAGAGCAGACCAGGCAAGACGUUGAGGAUGGAAAGAAGUGUCUUUUGAAAGUGAGGAACAAAGUCAUCCCUCCCUAUUUCAAAUCGGAAUUUGGCAUGGAAUUUUUGCUAAAGGAGCUUCCUGAUAUUGAAUAUCUCUCAAAAACACUCCCCCCAUUUCCAAAGAAAGAUAGGAGGGAAUCAUUGCUGGACACAAUUACAGAAUCCUCUGAGAGCAAAACUACUGAAAGCAGUUCAGAAUCUCAAGAAUACUAUGUAAGAAACAAGCCUUCUGGAGAUCUCUUUCCUGAUUCUUUGUGGUGUUCAGUUCAUGGUGAAAUUAGUCUAGAUGCCUCUACAACAGAAGCAAAUGAAAAUGUAUCGGAGCUCCCUUUCCAUCCAAAACUCCAGUCCCUUCUGGUGGAUGCUACAGGAUCCCCAAGGAAAACCAAAGUGAAAUUGCCCGCCUCCAUACAAAGGGACCUGCCAGAAUCUGAACCCAGGCGAAAGGAUGAAGAUCCAGUUUCUGGAAAAGUCAAUACAUGCUCUGUUGCAGCAGCAUCACAGCAACUGGCAGGUUUCCGUCUCAUCCCACCGAAGGUGUCAUUUGGGGUUCUCAAGGAGGGCUGUACUUAUGCAACAACAGUGGCCUUGAAGAACAUUGGAAUGGAUUUCUGCAGGUUUCGGGUGAAACAACCACCACCCCGCACUGGAUUGCGAGUGCACUACUCACCAGGGCCUGUAGCUGCUGGACUGCAAACUGAGCUUGAAAUCGAAAUUUAUGCCAUGGCGAUUGGGGUGGAAGGACCGGAGGGGCUGGGUCAAGUUUUCCAUCGGAUUGAAAUUUACACAGAAAAAGAAACUCUCUUCCUGCCUGUGGAAGCAACAGUCUUAACAGAGGAAAUCUAUGAACACAGACCAAUAAACUACCCACAGGGGAGAAAGUCAGGCUCAACCCGGCUGGUUUCAACAAAUCCUAUCUAUCGUUUUGGGAUUAUCCUACCUCACAAACUUCCUGGUUAAAUGUUGCAGAUGUGCCUGCAGACUACAGAGGCUAGAGAGGACGGAAAAUCUGCUUUGAAAUGAAAUGCACUGAUCUUCUAACCCAGUUUGGCAAGUCUUUCUGGCUUGAAUGUGAAAAUGAGUACUAGAAAGGAAUUCU
This is a messenger RNA of Hemicordylus capensis (graceful crag lizard), 7170 nucleotides long. RefSeq names its product sperm associated antigen 17 (gene SPAG17). Gene Ontology annotation, biological process: epithelial cilium movement involved in extracellular fluid movement; axonemal central apparatus assembly. Gene Ontology annotation, cellular component: axonemal central apparatus. The transcript has 49 exons. NCBI's taxonomy places the organism in Eukaryota, Metazoa, Chordata, Lepidosauria, Squamata, Cordylidae. The record is from RefSeq and is a predicted model, not a curated record. Bases 120 to 7031 code for a protein of 2303 amino acids.